Molecule: messenger RNA, 1015 nt
Organism: Pelobates fuscus (common spadefoot toad)
Lineage: Eukaryota; Metazoa; Chordata; Amphibia; Anura; Pelobatidae
Product: steroidogenic acute regulatory protein, mitochondrial-like
Exons: 7
Coding region: 18-890 (290 amino acids)
Biological process (GO): regulation of steroid biosynthetic process; steroid biosynthetic process; intracellular cholesterol transport
Cellular component (GO): mitochondrion
Molecular function (GO): cholesterol transfer activity; cholesterol binding
Source: RefSeq, a predicted model, not a curated record
UCAUCUCCUGUCCCACCAUGCUUCCUGCCACUUUCAAACUGUGUUGUGGAAUAUCUCACCAGCAUCUUAGGAAAUUCACUGGUUUACAAAGGACUGCAGUGGGAGCUUUUGGCAAAGAAAUCUCAAGAUUUAUUUUGAACAGCACCGAUUACUUUUUCCCAAGUAUACCGUAUUCUAUCCAUAGAACCAUUCACAUGAAACUUGGAAUUAAUAUAAAACCCUGCCCCUCGCAGAAUACAAUGCUUUCCAGUAGAGAACUAUUUUAUGUGAAUCAGGCCGAGGAAACACUCAAUAAAGCUAUAUCAAUGCUCCACCAACAGGAAGGCUGGCAUGCUGAAGUGCAUCUGGGAAAUGGCGACUGGAUACUCAGUAAAACGUUCCCAAAGGUAGGAAAAGUAUUUCGUGCUGAGGCCACUAUAGAUUCACCACCUGAUCUUAUUUAUACUCAACUCUUCGAAAAUCUUGAGCAGAUGAAUCAGUGGAAUCCAAACAUCAGUAAAGUGGAGAUCCUUCAAAAAAUUGGAAGAAACACUCUCUUGACACGAGAAGUGACAUCAGAUAUUCAAGUAAAUGUAAUCAACAAAAGGGACUUUGUCAGCGUACGGCACUGUUGCAAGAGGGGGUCUGCCGUUUACCUUGUAGGAACCGCUACGCAUUCUGAGUUAAUGCCACCACAACAAGGAGUUAUCAGGGCUGAAGCUGGACUUACCUGCAUUGUCCUUCAACCUCUUGAUGGGAACAGUAAAAAAACUCGUAUGACCUGGCUUCUUAGCAUAGAUCUCAAGGGCUGGAUACCCAAGCGUGUAACGGACAACGCAUUAUCCCGGUCUCAAGCUGAUUUUAUUGAACACCUACGGAAGCAUCUAUCUUUUAAUGCUGACGCUGUCUAAACUCUAUAACAUUUUGAUGCUAAAUUAUUUUAUUAAUUUUAAAUGUUGAUAAAGUUGUUAAAUGUUAAAAAUGAACGCAAGGCUGAAAAUUCCCAUGCAGUAGUAAAUAUUUUCUAUUUACAGUA